AUGUCCAGUGACAAGACUUGUAGAGAAGAUGGUGGUGAACAGAGAGUGUCCGAUGACAAGACUUGUAAAGAAGAUGGUGGUAAACGGACAGUGUCCGGUGACAAGAUUGGUAUAGAAGAUGGGGGUAAACAGACGGUGUCCGGUGACAAGAUUUGUAUAGAAGAUGGGGGUAAACAGACAGUGUCCGGUGACAAGAUUCUGAAAGAAAAUGGUGGUAAAGGGACAUUCUUCAGUGACAAAACUCGUAAAGAAAAUGGUGGUAAACAGACAGUGUCCAGUGACAAGAUUCGUAUAGAAGAUGGGGGUAAACAGACAGUGUCCGGUGACAAGAUUCGUAUAGAAGAUGGUGGUAAACGGACAGUGUCCGGUGACAAGACUUGUAGAGAAGAUGGUGGUGAACAGAGAGUGUCCGAUGACAAGACUUUUAAAGAAGAUGGUGGUAAACGGACAGUGCCCGGUGACAAGAUUCGUAUAGAAGAUGGUGGUAAACGGACAAUGUCCGGUGACAAGACUUGUAGAGAAGAUGGUGGUAAACGGACAGUGUCCGGUGAAAAGACUUGUAGAGAAGAUGGUGGUAAACGCACAGUGUCCGGUAUCAAGACUUGUAGAGAAGAUGGUAGUAUAUGGACAGUGUCCGGUGACAAGAUUCUGAAAGAAGAUGGUGGUAAAGGGACAUUUUUCAGUGACAAAACUCGUAAAGAAGGUGCUUGUAAAGGGACAGUGUCCGGUGACAAGAUUCUGAAAGAAGAUGGUGGUAAAGGGACAUUCUUCAGUGACAAAACUCGUAAAGAAGAUGGUGGUAAACGGACAGUUUCCAGUGACAAGACUGGUAGAGAAGAUGUUAGUAAACGGAAAGUGUCCGGUGACAAGAUUCGUAUAGAAGAUGGGGGUAAACAGACGGUGUCCAGUGACAAGAUUCGUAUAGAAUAUGGUGGUAAAUGGACAGUGUCUGGUGACAAGACCUGUAGAGAAGAUGGUGGUAAAUGGACAGUGUCCGAUGACAAGACUUGUAGAGAAGAUGGUGGUGAACAGUGUCCGGUGACAAGAUUCGUAUAG
Saccostrea cuccullata (small rock oyster) is the source of this 1056-nucleotide messenger RNA. RefSeq lists its product as uncharacterized. NCBI's taxonomy places the organism in Eukaryota, Metazoa, Mollusca, Bivalvia, Ostreida, Ostreidae. The transcript has a single exon. Bases 1 to 1056 code for a protein of 351 amino acids. The record is from RefSeq and is a predicted model, not a curated record.